Molecule: messenger RNA, 4053 nt
Organism: Limulus polyphemus (Atlantic horseshoe crab)
Lineage: Eukaryota; Metazoa; Arthropoda; Merostomata; Xiphosura; Limulidae
Product: protein FAM107A-like
Exons: 3
Coding region: 11-457 (148 amino acids)
Source: RefSeq, a predicted model, not a curated record
AGCGCCGGAUAUGCUAUCCGAAGCCGGCAGAACAGAACUUGAGGAACAGGAGCUGUGUUCUAGUUGCAGCAUGUCUAGUACCAACGGUGUGAAAUUUCCGGAAGAAGAUUUGGUGGUUCCUAAGAAGCUGCCCAAUCCAUGCCAAGAAUCGGUCGAGAGGAAAAGUGUACACCGAGAAUUGUUAUUUAAUUACAAAAUCGGUAAAAAUGUACUGGGGCAGAAGUCGGAAUUACAAAAAGCUAUGGAGAAGGUAAAAGAUGACCAAAAGAAAAAAGAAAUGGACCAAUUAUGCAUCAACAAACGCAGUUCUUUAGAAAAACGCCUUGAAGCACAAGCUGAUAAACUUCAACAGCAUGAAGAAAAAAGCAAUAUGAAAACUGAAGCAACUGAAUCAGAAUUUCACCAAGUACAUUCCAAAGUGUGUCCCCAGGUGCAACCUGUUGAAUCUAAUUCUUGACAGCAGCAUUGGUCAACCACAAAUUUAUCAGGCAUUUACAAAUUUUUAGAAAUAUAGCCUUAAGAUAUGGAUUAGUGAUGCUUACUAGAUUAAGCUCAAACUUUGAUAAUUGGCUGUCUUUUAUAUGCCUCUUGAGAAGGUGUAAAAGCAUCUUUUGAAUUUGAUGUUCUUUUUCAUUAUUUUGUUGGAGUGUUUAAUAUCUUAUGUUUUCAUGAGCAUUGAUUAUUGGGUACAUUAUAAGUUACUUGACUGUGAUAGAUAUCAGAUACCAAUAAACACGUGUGAACUAGAAGAAUGCACCGUGAAAUAAACUAGGAGUUUACUAUUCAUUAUCUGAAAAUAGUUGCACAAUUAAAAGAUUGAAAAUAAAAUAUUAUAAAAAAAACUUUAAUGGUAUCAUUAAUCUACAUGUAUCUCAGUAAACAGCUGAGCAGAUUUUAUACUUAAAAUGCUAAAUUUACAAUUCAUUCACGUGACAUAAUUGCUAUCAAUAAUUUAUAUUACUUUAGUUUCUUAAUCAAAAAGAAACGACUAACAUGAUAAUGAUUUUAACAAGUUACGGCAUCAAAUACAGAGGCAAAACCUAUUGAAAUAAUUAAGAACUUUAUCACUGUUUUGCAUUCUCCAGCAUUUGAUAUUUACAUCUAUAACAAUUAUCAUUCAUAGAACAAUAUCUUCCUCAGCUUUGAGCCUAUGCCUUUAACCACUUAUCAUCCAUGGAAGUGUGUUUUUUAUUACUGUAACAAUGCUUUGACCACAACAAACCAGGCACAAGAUAUGCGAGACAUCUGGCUUAUAUAUAUACAUAUAGAGACGAUGUCUAACACCCAUAAAUAUACAGGUGGAGAUGAUGUCUAGCAUGUGUAAAUAUUUGGGUGGACAUGAUAAAGGGUUAACAAAAGUAGCUUGCACAUGUUCUUCUUGUUGGUUCAGAUAAUGUAAAACUACUGCAAAAACAUGCAUUUUACAUGCAUAUAAGACAUUUAUGUAGUUUUUACAAAGAAGUGUUGUAAACUUCAAUUGUUUUUGUCUGGAUUUAACAGGAGUCUUGAGGUAUGUUACAAAUCUAUUUGACACCAUUAGGUGAAAAGUAUUAGAAUUUAAAUAUUUCAGUGAAUUAGAAAAAACUGAAUGUAAAAUAAUGUUCACGACGUACUUCAGGUUUACAAAGUUAAGAUAAGCCCAUGUUCAAAAAUAUAAAGCCUUUAAGAGAAAGAUAAACUCUUAUCAGGAGGAAUCCCAGUGGUGAAUGUAUAUAACUUUUGAACAUAAUCAAGCCAAAAAUUCAAAUAAAACUAAACUUAACAUACAUUAUGGGAAGUCAAUUUAAUACCCAGUAUCUUGAAAAUUAAGAUGAAUUAUUAGCUUAACAUGAUUUAAAACAGAACCCUAUGAAUAGUCAUAAAUAAAGAAGUUUCUAGUUAUAAAACAAGUAACAAUUUAUAAAGUGAACUAACUUUAAUAUUUGGCCUUAACUCACGAAUGAAGGCUUUGUUAAUCAUUAGCUAUUGUUAAGACCUGAAAAUAAUUUGAAUGGAUGACUACUUCAUUAUAACCUAGGAUGUACUUUAUUGGCAUCAACAGGUUUUCCUAUAGUAGAACUGAUUUAACCUUGCUUGCAGUAUGGACAGGUAAAUCGAUAAACUGCAUUUGAUGUUUUCAAUGAAGAAAAACAGUCUUUAUAUCUGAAGAAAUACUGUAGACAACAUUCUGGUUUAAAAUGCAUCUCAGUUGUAAGUAUAUAACAGAGUCAAUCAACCAAAUUUGUUAAAACUUCACCAAGAUGUACUGACACUAGACAAAUAAAAUCAUAAAGAUAUCUAAUAAAAUUAAAGAAAGUAUGAUUUGUUUUGAAUUUCGUGCAAAGCUAUACGAGGGCUAUUUGUGUUAGCCAUCCCUAAUUUAGCAGUGAAAGACUAGAGGGAAGGCAGCUAGUUAUCACCACCCACUACCAACUCUUGGGCUAAUCUUUUACCAACGAAUAGUGGGAUUGACUAUCAUACUAUAAGGUCCCCAUGGCUGAAAGUGCAAGCAUGUUUGGUGGGAAAGGAAUUUUGAACCUGCAACCCUCAGAGUGCAAGUCAAGAGCCCUAACCACCAGGCCAUUAAAAGAAAGAUAAUUUGUUAACUCAGAUGCAAUACUCAGAGAUAAAGAUUUGAAGUUGUCUGGAGAUGUUUUUAUGUCCUUCCUAAAGUAUAUUAAGAAGGACAUUUAUUAAGACCUGUAGUUUAAAAUAUUGGAACUUAUAAUCAUGUCUUGGAGGGGUAUUUAGUUGGUUUUUUGAAGAAUUAUGCUUCUAAUGAAAGACAGUUUUAAAUUUUGUAAUGAAAUAUGAAAUGUAAUGUUUGAUAGUAAAGUUUAUUGUUGUAGUUUUGACAUAUAGUCCUUGUAUACUAAAUCUAUUUGGAAGAGAUAAUACUGAUUCAAUGUUUAAUGAUAAUUUCAAUGAGUUAUGCAUUCCAAGAUAUGUAUUUUCAAAGUUAUUGAAGUUUGUAACUAAGAGAUAACAUUUUUUUAUUCAAUGGUAUUCUUUAUGAUCAGAUUAAUGAUGUAGCUAUUGGUUCCAGAUUGACUCCUUCACUAGCUAAUCUUUUUUCUUUGUUUUCAUGAAAAGCAAUGGUUGAAGGAUUGUGCAGUCUUUUUAAACUAUUAUAUUUUUGGAGACACAGGUAUGAUACCUUUACUACUUUCAAAGACCCAGAUUCUGUUUCUAAAUUUUUGGAGUAUUUAAAUAGCAAACAUAAGAAUAUUAAAUUUACUGUUGAACAUCAGCAUAAUCAUGAACUUGCAUUUUUAGACACAUUAUUUCAUAAUUGUGAUAGUAACUUGUGAAGUUUACUAGCAAACAAAAACAAACAAACCAGUUUUAGUUUAAUUUUACAAUUGGUAUACCAACUGUAUUUAAAGGACACUUUGUGAAUAUCUUACUUCAUCAUGUAUAUAGAAUCUCAAGCACUUAAUGAAUUUUGGUACAAAAAGUUUCACAGCAUCAGGAGAGUUUUUUUAUGAAUAUGACUUUGCUAUCUAUUUGAUUGAUCAAAUAAUUUAUGAAUAUUUGAACAACUGGAACUUCAUUAAACUAUCAUAUAUAUAUAUACAUUUCUGUGUAUGUUAAAAACAACUUUGCACCCAACUUUAGUGUAGAUGCACAACAGAAAUACAUUUUUAAUUCAAAAUAUCAUCUGCAGUAUUUCUUCAGAUGUAAAGAUUGCAUAUUUUCAAUUGAAAACAUCACAAGUAGUUUAACAAUUCACCUGUCCUUGUUGUAACUAAAGUUACAUCAGUUCUACUACAAGAAAGCUGCUUACAUAAAUGAAAGAAUGUACAAAUUUAAAAACACUAGUGAGUAUGAUGUAAUCACCUAUUCAAAUGAUUUUAAGAUCUUAACAAGAGCCAAUGAUAAACAAAGGCUCCUUAUAAUGGAGAGCUUAGUCAUUAGAAGCUGAAAAUUAAUUAAGUUAAUUCACCAUAUAAACUGCUGCUUGUUUUAUAACAGAACCUUAUUAGAGGGUUUAGACAAGAUUUGCAUCAAUUAAUCAUUUUUUUAUGUGAACAUUGUAUUAAUUUUUAGAAAUAAAAAUCUUAUGAAGUUGAA